Messenger RNA from Aegilops tauschii subsp. strangulata, 3213 nucleotides. RefSeq lists its product as uncharacterized. Lineage: Eukaryota; Viridiplantae; Streptophyta; Magnoliopsida; Poales; Poaceae. Gene Ontology annotation, molecular function: carbohydrate binding; hydrolase activity, hydrolyzing O-glycosyl compounds. The record is from RefSeq and is a predicted model, not a curated record. Gene Ontology annotation, biological process: carbohydrate metabolic process.
GUAUGUACAAAGGCGCGCGCCCCAGCCGGGAGCUCCUCGCCUCGCCCGAGCGAACCUUCCUCCUUGUCUUGCAGGCACGCGCGGUUCGAUAUGGCGGCGGCGAUGGUGUGGGUGCCGAUACUGGAGGACGGGGUGUUCCGGUUCGACGUGUCGGAGGCCGCGCGCGUGGCCGCCGGGCCCAGCCUGUCGUUCGCCGAGCCGCGCCGCCGGGAGGUGGUGCUGCGCGACGGCGCCGGCCGCCCCGCGGUCGUGCCGGAGUGCGAGGUGGUGGGCGACGACGUCCACAGGGUUCUCAUCAAGCUUCCUUCUGGGACAUCUUUCUACGGCACAGGAGAAGCAAGUGGCCCACUUGAACGAACCGGGAAACGAGUUUUCACCUGGAACACAGAUGCAUGGGGAUACGGGUCAGGAACCACUUCACUAUAUCAAUCACACCCUUGGGUGUUGUCCAUCCUCCCAGAUGGAAAGAGUCUCGGUGUUCUAGCUGAUACCACACGCCGUUGUGAGAUUGACUUGAGACAAGAAUCUACUAUAAAGUUUGCUGCCCUAUCUGCUUAUCCUAUCAUUACUUUUGGGCCAUUUGAUACACCAGCCCAAGUGGUGGCAUCCUUGUCUCAUGCGAUUGGAACUGUGUCCAUGCCUUCAAAAUGGGCUCUUGGCUAUCAUCAAUGUCGCUUUAGCUACAAGUCUUCCGAGAGAGUCCUUGAGGUUAUUAGAACAUUUAGGGAGAAAGGCAUUCCUUGUGAUGUGGUUUGGAUGGAUAUUGACUACAUGGAUGGUUUUAGAUGCUUCACAUUUGACAAUAACCGUUUCGCUGAUCCAAAAUCUAUGGUUGAUGAUCUACAUUCCAUCGGUUGUAAAUCAAUCUGGAUGCUUGACCCGGGAAUAAAGGAAGAGAAGGGUUACUUUGUGUAUGAUGGUGGUUCAGAAAAUGAUGUGUGGAUUAAAAAAGCAGAUGGUAGCCCAUUCAUUGGGGAAGUAUGGCCUGGUGACUGCGUUUUCCCGGAUUUCACCAGUGAAAGAAUCCGCACAUGGUGGGCUAGAUUAGUAAGGGAUUUCAUCUCCAACGGCGUUGAUGGAAUAUGGAAUGAUAUGAACGAGCCUGCUAUGACAACUACUACCAAAACAAUGCCUGAGAGCAAUAUACAUAGAGGAGAUGCUGAUAUUGGUGGUGUCCAGAAUCAUUCUUACUAUCAUAAUGUUUAUGGAAUGCUAAUGGCUAGAUCUACUUAUGAAGGAAUGGUGAUGUACAAUACAGAAAAACGACCAUUUGUUCUUACACGAGCUGGUUUUAUAGGAAGCCAGCGAUAUGCUGCAACAUGGACUGGUGAUAAUCUCUCAAAUUGGGAGCAUUUGCACAUGAGUCUAUCAAUGGUUCUUCAAUUGGGUUUGAGUGGUCAGCCUCUGUCGGGUCCUGAUAUUGGUGGGUUUGCUGGAAAUGCUACUCCAAGACUUUUUGGAAGAUGGAUGGGAGUGGGUGCAUUGUUUCCAUUCUCACGUGGCCAUUCUGAAGCUGGAACUGUUGAUCAUGAGCCAUGGUCCUUUGGUGAAGAGUGUGAGGAAGUUUGCCGUCUCGCGCUACUAAGACGGUAUCGGCUACUACCACACAUCUACACUCUAUUUUAUGUUUCGCAUAAGAAGGGUACUCCAGUUGCUGCGCCACUUUUCUUUGCUGAUCCACAAGACACGGAACUGAGGAAAAUUGAGACUACGUUUCUCCUGGGGCCACUUUUAGUUUGUGCAAGCACUUUACCUGAUAAAGGAGCUCAUGAAUGUGCACAUAAGUUACCAAAUGGCAUUUGGUUACCUUUUGAUUUUGGAGAUUCCCACCCUGACCUGCCGGUGUUGUAUUUAAGAGGUGGAGCAAUACUUCCUGUAGGCCUUCCUAUUCAGCAUGUUGGUGAAGCAAGUUUAGGGGAUGAUUUAUCACUACUUGUUGCACUGGAUGAAAAUGGUAAAGCUGAAGGUGUCUUGUUCGAGGAUGCCGGUGAUGGAUACGGGUUCACACAGGGAGACUAUCUACUGACAUAUUAUGUCGCCGAAGUCCACUCAUCAGUGGUUUCUGUGAAAGUUCUGAAAACUGAAGGAUCCUUGAAGAGACCAAAACGUAACUUAAACAUAAGUAUUUUGCUUGGUGGAGGUGCUAUGAUAAGUUCACGUGGUGUGGAUGGCGAAGAGGUACAUUUUACGAUGCCUUCUGAGUUUGAAGUGUCCAGCUUGGUUGCAACAAGUGAACUUGAUCUCAAGGAACGUUUAGAGACAAUUCGUCCUAUACCUGAUAUGGAUGAGCCAUCGGGACAAGAAGGCACUGAGCUCUCAAAAACACUUAUUGUUUUGAAGAGUGGGGACUGGUUUCUUAAGAUUGUACCAUGGAUUGGCGGUCGUAUUAUUUCGAUGACUCAUGUUCCUUCUGAUUCCCAAUGGCUGCAUAGCAGGAUUGAAAUCCAUGGUUAUGAAGAGUACAGUGGGACUGAAUAUAGGUCUGCUGGCUGCAUAGAAGAGUACAAGAUCGUGAGGGGGCAUCUGGAGCAAUCAUGCGUGGAGGAAUCCAAAGUUUGCCUGGAAGGAGAUAUUGGGGGUGGACUGGUUCUUCAGCGCCACAUAUCUAUUCUGACGGACAAUCCCAAGAUUGUCCAGAUUGACUCUAGCAUUGAAGCAAGAAGUGUUGGGCCUGGCUCUGGUGGAUUCUCAAGGUUGGUCUGUUUGCGUGUCCGUCACACUUUUACGCUUCUACACCCUACUGAGGUCGUUGUUGCUUUUACGGCCAUCAAUGGUUCAAAGCAAGAGAUCUCUUUAGAUUCCGGAGAAGUGAUGCUCGAGGGAGGCCUGCGACCGAACGGGGAGUGGACGCUGGUGGACAGGUGUUCAGGGCUGAGCAUGGUAAACCGUUUCGAUCACCGUCAGGUUAGCAAAUGUUUGGUGCAUUGGGGAACUAGUGAUCUGAACAUGGAGCUCUGGUCCGAUGAGAGGCCGGUUUCGAAAGACACGCCGUUGAGGAUCUGCCACCAGUAUGAGGUGACACAAACAUGAAACUCAUUCCUAGGUAGUAUAAUGUAACAAAUGCUUUUAAAACUUGUGUCCGCUCAUCGUGCUUAGUUCCCGAUGACUUGUGUGUAAAUAAUGUCAUGACUACUAUGCUACUGCACAUCUCUGGGAUUGUUGGCCUGAUUGUCCUUUAAGUUAUGCUUGAGAAUGUUAUGGGGUGACAACUAA